CUGUGGUGCUGACUACACUCUCUCUGCCUCUCUCCCUCCUCUCUCAUUCUGAGCCUUGCUGCCUGCCUCACACUCUCUCUCACUCUCUCUCACUCUCUCUCACUCCCUCUCUCAUUCCUCCACACCACUGCAGACAUGGCCGAUGCUUUCGUUGGCACAUGGAACCUCAAGAGCAGCGAGAAGUUCGAUGAGUACAUGAAGGAGCUGGGUGUGGGCUUUGCUACCCGUAAGAUCGGUGGCGUGACCAAGCCUACCACCAUCAUCUCGGUGGACGGCGACACGGUGACUGUGAAGACCCAGAGCACCAUUAAGAACACAGAGAUUUCCUUCAAGCUGGGAGAGGAAUUUGAUGAGACCACUGCCGAUGACAGGAAGGUCAAGUCCAUCGUGACAGUAGAUAGUGGGAAGCUGGUGCACAUACAGAGGUGGGACGGCAAAGAGACCAGCCUGGUCAGGGAAGUCAGCGGAAACAGCCUCACACUGACACUCACCCUCGGAGACGUUGUUUGCACGCGUCAUUAUGAGAGGGCAGAGUAAAACCCAACACCAAGUCCCACCUGAAACCUCUACUCGUGUCAGCUGAAGCCCGGCUGCACCCCAGACUACGUAACACCACUUCAACCCCGGCCGAGCGAGUGUUCCUUCGUACGGCUGCUGCUGAUUCCCCUCCGUGUUCCUUUAUACUGUACUCAGUACUGACAUUACUGCUGACUGUGACCUCCCCGUUCUUCUCUUGACAUGUUGUUCCUUCUACUGUAAGAAACACUGAAUAAAUUCCAAGGAUUUGUUGUUGUUUUUCUCUCUCAAAAAAAAAUAAAUAAAAAAAUCCAGAGCUGCA
This is a messenger RNA of Amphiprion ocellaris (clown anemonefish), 838 nucleotides long. RefSeq names its product fatty acid binding protein 3, muscle and heart (gene fabp3). The record is from RefSeq and is a predicted model, not a curated record. Gene Ontology annotation, cellular component: nucleus; cytosol. The transcript has 4 exons. Lineage: Eukaryota; Metazoa; Chordata; Actinopteri; Pomacentridae. Gene Ontology annotation, biological process: fatty acid transport. Gene Ontology annotation, molecular function: fatty acid binding. Bases 136 to 537 code for a protein of 133 amino acids.